This is a messenger RNA of Schistocerca piceifrons (Central American locust), 4312 nucleotides long. Its product is annotated as phenoloxidase-activating factor 2-like. NCBI's taxonomy places the organism in Eukaryota, Metazoa, Arthropoda, Insecta, Orthoptera, Acrididae. The record is from RefSeq and is a predicted model, not a curated record. The transcript is spliced from 8 exons. Gene Ontology annotation, molecular function: serine-type endopeptidase activity. Gene Ontology annotation, biological process: proteolysis. The coding region runs from base 1 to 1512 and encodes 503 amino acids.
AUGCGAUGGGACACGUCAUUUGGCUAUGGACUGGGGUCUCCUGUUUCCGGGCAGGGGCCGUGGGGCGUCAGCAGGCGGACGCGGCCCUUUCGCCGGCUCUCGCCGCUGCUAUUGCCGCCGCUGACGGUGCGUGCCCCGGCUGGGCCGCGGGCCGCUGUGCCGUGCCGUGGUGAUGAGCGCGAUGAAAGUCGCGGCGCGGCGUGGGCCGGACAGCGAGAGUGGGGCACGGCUGGCGGCGGCUGCGGCCCCGCGCCACCCGCCCACCGCUCAGUCGCUGCCUGCCGCCCGCUGCCUGCGCCCAACAGCCACUCCACUGUGCGUCCGCGACAGCAACCAGUGUCCGUGUCCCGCAGUGACCGCCCGACGACUCCUCCACGAGACUGCCGACCACUCGCGUCGCGUCGAGAGAUGAGACUGAUCCUGUGCCCGUUUUCUGCAAAGUUGGGGACUCGGAACGUACCCGACAUGCGGGCCUGGGGUCUGCUGUUGCUGCUGCUACUGCUGCUGCUGCGAUCUGCGGCGACAGCGCCGGACGUCUCAGACAACGAGGCGGAGAGCUACAGCCUGGGCGCCGUCAGAGGGGGCUGCGACUGCAUGGAGUACUGGAACUGCGUCAUGAGCGGUGGGACGCCGUACAGCUACUGCGGCCUGGCGGACUCCAACGUGUGCUGCCUGGUGCCCGAGGGCGCCAAGCCAGUGUCCAGCCUGGUGCCCAGUCCCAGCAAGCCGCGCUGCGGGCAGAAGGGCGCAGACUCGGGACGCGCGGGCGUCGCGGAGCCCGCCGAGUGGCCGUGGCACGCUGCCAUCCUCGAGAAGCCAGAUGACCUCUACGUUUGCGGUGCAUCGUUACUCGACGAGAGCUGGGUCCUCACAGCGGCCCACUGCAUCGAGGAAUUCGUGCAGCGCGGGGCCGUGUCGCGGCUGAAGGUGCGCCUCGGGGAGUUCGACGUGACUGACGGCGGCGAGCCGCUGCGGCACGAGGAGCACGAGGUGGCGGGCGCGGCGCUGUACCCGGGCUUCGACAACCGCAGCCUGGCGCACGACAUCGCGCUGCUGCGGCUGCGCGCGCCCGCCCGCCGCCGGCCGCACAUCGACGUCGUCUGCGUGCCGCGCCUGCGCGCCGCCCACCCGCCGCCCGGCGCCGCCUGCGUCAUCACCGGCUGGGGCCGCCGCACCGAGGACUCUGACCACUCGGUGGUGCUGAAGGAGAUCUCCGUGCCGCUGUGGAAGAACGCGGACUGCGAGAGGAUGCUGCGGCGGCACUUCGGGCCGCGAUACUCGCUGCCAGACACCGCCAUCUGCGCAGGCGCCGAGGGCCGCGACGCCUGUGACGGUGACGGCGGCGGACCUCUGGUUUGCGAGCAGAACGGCCGCUGGUACCAGGUAGGCGUCAUCAGCUUCGGCGUGGGCUGCGGGCGCCGCAACACGCCGGGGGUGUACACGCGCGUCGCCAUGUACGAGCAGUGGAUCAUGGACACCGUGCUGCGGCACCGACACUCCGGCCGGCAGUGACGGCGGGCCUCGCGGGGGCGGAGGCGCCGUCUGCCGCGGUGACCGGCGUCGCCAGGGGGCAACGGGCCUCCGGGAUCCGGGCUGCUGACACUGCCUCAGUCGGCUGUUCGUCUCGCAGAACGAGAAGUGCCGUCCCUGAAAAUAACGCCGUCCAGAGGGAAAUAACGUGCCCGCAUCGCUCCUCAGCAGUGGCGUUAUCUCUCUCGCCUGGUUUCGACCUUGUGAUAGUAUUUUAUUUAUCUACUGAACCGCGACUUCCACGAACACUUAGAUAACGAUAAAAAUAGAUCCAUACGUGAGUAUUAUAUUACGAACCUCUACCAACGAGCGAGUGUUAACAGAUGGUGACGCGACCUUUCAAUAAUGGUGCAGAAGAACUUCUAAUGGAUCCUAGUAUUGUUUUAUAGCCUACAAACUGAUUUUAUAAUGUGCAGAAUUGGUUGCUAGUCGUAUAAUAGGUAUAAGCAAAUACCCAUUCCUGCAAACAAAUUCUCUGCAAGUGUAAAGUGUUAUGUUGUAAUUUAUUUGGAAGUCCAGUAGAGGCACACACUUGCUAAUAUCUGUCUCCAUCGUGUGAAACAUUGUUGCCAUUCUACGAGUGGUAACGCUACAGAAAGAAAUACGAAGUGCUACUUUCCAAGAGAGAUGUGGUACUUUCAAAUUUACUGCCAGAUAUUUCGCUGUAACUGUAGGUAAACAUCGUAAUCAUUUCUUCGUUAUUUGACGUGUUCCGUCGCCGUCGACUGUUUUGCAGUUCUGUUUUCUUUUUGAACCAAACUAUCAGCACGAUAUUCAUGUUACAAUUUUCACUCAGAAGUACAUGUAAAUGUUUGUUGUAGAAUUAGAUGGUAUUUCGUUUCCACAGACAUGCCGAAAAUAAUUCGAUACAUUUUUUAACGAUUACUUUUCGUGCUUUGAAAACUAAAGCAUAGCAGAGUGAAAUGCUAAAUACUUUGUCGAUCAACUUUCGCGUCUUCUGUGGAGAGUAUUGAAGGAAGAUAAGAAAGUAUUGAAUUAGACCCUUUUAAACCUUUUUCCCAAAACGAUUAAUUCAUAAACCGUUUUCGCAAAACAGUUGUUAAACAUUUUGUAGUUAAUUAUAGGUUCCAAAGCGCUAUACUAAGAAGAGAGUCUUAGUUCGUAAAAUUACAGCUAUAAUUAGCGUCAUUUCCACACAUACAGUAAGCUGAUUUUGUUGAUUAUCGUCUGUGAAUCUUGCUAUCUUGCAUAUGUUAUUUCGAUAAUAUUCUUAUCCGUUCAUUUUCCAUUUUUAUUAGGACAAAGAGUCGAAUUAAAGCCCCUGUAGCACACUGAAAAGAUAAAACGUAAAUUUCACAAUAUUUUUUAUAACUUUCUUUACGAAAAACUAUUGCACAUAUGGUGCAAGAAAAUUCCGUUAGCAAACUAAAAACAAAGUUAGUCAUUCGUAAGGAAUUCGUAUUCGUAAUCAGCCACUUUUGCGAUUUCAAAUAGAUUUAAGUUUUUGAAAAGUAGAUCAUUAUACGUAACAUCUACCAUGUAAUCUAGCACACAACUUUCGAGCAAUAGAUCAGCGAGACUGACAUUUCUCAAAUUAUUCCAAACCAUUCUCAGUGAUGUCUUUUCUUCACUGUAAAACCUGAAUGGAUCCGGCUGUACUUCAUUCACUCUUCUGAUUUAUGGUGACGAAUAAAAUUCACUUAGGUUGAUAUAGAUUCCUCUAACGGGCGCAACAACUUUUCUUAAUUAUUAUCAGGAUUUGUAAUUACAUGGAGUUAGAACUAUAAAAAUUUUUGAACUCCUAUAUCUCCAUUUCAUUAGUUUUCUUCUGUUACAUUAAAAGUUGGUUUUCCUCUGGGAGGCAAUCGAUAAAUGUUUUCUUAUCGAAAAACUUUGUUUCAUUCUAAGCAGUCUGACGCGCAUUCAUUACUUUAUUAUAGAAUUAUAAAAUGCUAAAUGUUAAAUGUUGUCUUCUUGAUUAUGCAUCUAAGAAUCCUAUUUUUAGCAACAAGUUUUUAUUUAAAUCGUAGUGUUGAGAAUCACAGAACACAAUAGGAAUCUCAAGGUCUAACUAAUAUGUGAACAAUUUUGUAUCCCAAAAUACACCAUGCAUUAUAUCCGUUCGUUGAAUUUUUUACAACUCCAAACUCUCAAGCAAUAUAGUUAUGGUCUCUGAAACACCUUCUGAAGUUGCUGACCGAUACAAGAAAACCACGGUAUUGGUAGCUCAUUAAGUUCGUUACAAGUUUUUUACACUGUUAUCCUAUGAGCAUCAGAUCCGUCAGUAUCCUUCACACUUACACGUACAGUAAAUUGAUUUUGUUGAUUUUCGUCUGUGAAUCUUAUUACCUUGCAUGUGUUAUUUCAGAAAUAUUCUUAUCCGUUCAUUUGCCAUUUUUCGUGGAAAACUGCUCAGAUCCGCCCACCCUAAACGUUUUUUAUGAUUUUCAAGUAGAAGAAAUAGUGAGUGUGGUCGUUUUUUAUACCACUCUGGCCACAAAUGGUGUACAUUUUUGAAAGGAAUAAAUUAUUUAUAAUUAUUGGAGUACUUAUGAAGAGAUGGUAAAGCCUAAGUGUAUCCCGUUGUUGCAGUAUCAAUGACGUAAACAAACUCCGCUCUUCUGACACUAGACACCAUUUGUCACCGAUUACUGUGUAUCGGUGCAAAAGCUGAAAUAGGUUUGUGGCAGAUGCUAAUUUAAUAGUUUAUUACGACAAAUGCUAAAUGAGUCUUAAAACUGUAGGAUUCUACUUUAAUUUAUAUGAAAUGUGUUAUUUGUAAAAGUAAAUGUACAGAAAAUUACACUGUAUAAUUAUGGAA